Molecule: messenger RNA, 1050 nt
Organism: Talaromyces marneffei
Lineage: Eukaryota; Fungi; Ascomycota; Eurotiomycetes; Eurotiales; Trichocomaceae
Exons: 2
Coding region: 1-1050 (349 amino acids)
Cellular component (GO): cytoplasm; nucleus
Source: RefSeq, a predicted model, not a curated record
AUGGCAACAAUCAAAGGUCUCAACGCCCAUGAUCGCCCUCCGGAGAGAGUCCGCGAGGUCUACAAGAAAUAUCUGAAAAUCAAGCUACCAGAGAUUGACAAUGACGAAGACAUAGUCGAUUUAGAGAAAUUGGACGUGGAUAAUCUGCCAAGUCCGUUUGCGAUAUCCGGUUUUCUAGAUAGUAAAGAUCUUCGCCUGGCGUUUAAUGAGUUCAUGGGCAGGACUGGCAACUCUCUGAGUGAGGGGGACCGUCAUGGUGGAGUUCUUAUAGAGGAUAUUCCUAUCUUCACGCAUAGAAAAGUAUCUGGUCUUCAUAUGAUCCCAUCUCUAUACCCGCCAACUGUUCAAAGCAAGUUGCUCGACUUGAUGAUUCACCGGGAUCUCUCGGCCCCAGAACAUCAAACGAAUCUGCAUCUACACUAUGACAUUGAAUAUCCUCAAGCCCCUGAUCAAAGUCCAAUCUCAUUCUUUGAAGCUGAUCCUACAUCUACUUUUGCACCGAAGGACCCUCAUGUCCACAAGCCCAUUACCAUCCAAGCAAUGCUAGACAAAAAACUCCGCUGGAUCACACUCGGCGGCCAAUACAACUGGACAACAAAAGUCUAUCCUGAGGGCCAACCGCCCCCUUUCCCCACAGACAUCGCACACUUACUACGAGCUGCAUUUCCCGAAACAGACGCUCAAGCAGCCAUCGUCAACUUCUACUCUGCCAAUGAUACAUUGUCCAUGCAUCGUGAUGUAAGCGAACAAUGCGAUACUGGCCUUAUCAGUGUCAGUUUUGGUUGCGAUGCGUUGUUCAUGAUCAGCCACGACGCCGGGGAUGGAUGCGAAGUAAUUCGACUUCGUUCUGGGGAUGCGGUGUACAUGUCUGGUCCGUCGAGGUUUGCGUGGCACGGUGUACCCAAAAUCAUACCGGAGACGUGUCCCGAUUGGUUGCGCGAUUGGCCAGGAUCGAAUUAUCCUUACUGGCAAGGGUGGAUGGGAAGGAAGAGAGUGAAUUUGAAUGUGAGGCAGAUGAUGGAGUCGAGGGCCCCUGCAGAACAGAUAUAA